AUGUUCGCCGUCCCAGGAUGGUCCGUCGCGGCCGAGGGUCUCAAAACCGAGACCCAGGUGAAGAAGGCCAGCAACCCCGCCAAGAACGAGAGCAAGAAGCGCAAGAGGGCCAACAAGCAAGAGAAGAAGGAGAAGAAGGCGCCUACAUCGGGCGCUAACUCCGUCCUGGUGAACCCUCGCGUCUUUGGAGAAAAGAGGGAGGAUGCUCCUGCUGCUACGGCUGAGGCUGAUCACGAUGGUGACGAUGCGGAUGAGGCUGAGGUCGAGACGCCUAAGCCGAGCAAGAAGCAGAAGAAGGAGAAGAAGGAAAGGAAGAGCGAAGGAGGAGAACAGACGCAGGAGACGCCCAAAUCCGACAAGAAGGAGAAGAAGCAGCGCAAAGAAAAGUUCAACAACGAAAAUGAACCAGCCACAGCAGCAGCAGCAGAGACUACACCGUCAAAGACACACAAGACAGCCUCGACAGACAAGCAAGACAAGCUCACCCCCCUCCAGCGCUCCAUGCGCCAGAAGCUCGUCUCGGCCCGCUUCCGCCACCUCAACGAGACGCUCUACACCCGCCCCUCGGCCCAGGCCUACCAGCUCUUCGAGGACUCCCCCGAGAUGUUCUCCGAGUACCACGAGGGCUUCCGCCGCCAGGUCGAGGUCUGGCCCUCCAACCCCGUCGACGGCUACAUCCGCGACAUCAAGCUCCGCGCCAGAGCCCGCUUCCCCAACGCUCGCGGUGGUGGACGCCCCGGCGGCGCACCAUCGAAGCCCGACGGCCCUCAACCUCUGCCCCGUACCGACGGGACGUGCUACGUCGCUGACCUGGGCUGCGGCGACGCCCGCCUCGCCUCGACUCUCGAGCCCGAAUCCAAGAAGCUCAAGCUCAAGAUCAUGAGCUACGAUCUCCACUCCCCCGCGAAACACGUCACAAAGGCCGACAUCGCCAACCUGCCCCUCGAAAACGACUCGGUCGACAUCGCCAUCUUCUGCCUCGCCCUCAUGGGCACGAACUGGCUCGACUUCAUCGAGGAGGCCUACCGCAUCCUCCACUGGAAGGGCGAGCUCUGGAUCGCCGAGAUCAAGUCCCGCUUCGGCCCCGUGCACCGCAAAAAUGCCGUCGUCUCGCACAGCGUCGGCAACCGCAAAAAGGCAGCGGCCGCCGCAGGAAAGAAAACCAAAGAACCCGAGGAGACGGAGGAGGAUCGCACGGCUCUCGCCGUCGAGGUCGACGGCCACGAGGACAAGCGCGGCGAGACGGACGUCUCCGCCUUUGUCGAGGCGCUGCGGAAGCGCGGCUUCGUCUUGGCGGGCCAGGGCGAGGGCAACAAGGGUGCGGUGGACCUGUCCAACAAGAUGUUUGUCAAGAUGCACUUCAUCAAGGGCGCCGUGCCCACCAAGGGCAAGGGUCUUGCCGCGGCCAAGGCGGCCGGCUAUGUCGACAAGGAGAAGAAGCAAAAGAGGUUUGUGUGGGAGACGGAGGAGGACAAGGUUGAUGAGACGGGUAUCCUGAAGCCGUGUGUGUACAAGAUCCGGUAG
Messenger RNA from Colletotrichum acutatum, 1524 nucleotides. RefSeq names its product methyltransferase-domain-containing protein. NCBI's taxonomy places the organism in Eukaryota, Fungi, Ascomycota, Sordariomycetes, Glomerellales, Glomerellaceae. The transcript is spliced from 2 exons. Gene Ontology annotation, cellular component: nucleolus. Gene Ontology annotation, molecular function: rRNA (adenine) methyltransferase activity. Bases 1 to 1524 code for a protein of 507 amino acids. The record is from RefSeq and is a predicted model, not a curated record. Gene Ontology annotation, biological process: rRNA methylation; ribosomal large subunit biogenesis.